Molecule: messenger RNA, 1535 nt
Organism: Caenorhabditis elegans
Lineage: Eukaryota; Metazoa; Nematoda; Chromadorea; Rhabditida; Rhabditidae
Gene: cyp-14A2
Product: CYtochrome P450 family
Exons: 7
Coding region: 14-1492 (492 amino acids)
Source: RefSeq, marked reviewed
CAUUGAAACGAAAAUGAGUAUUCUGAUAGUUGCUUUUCUAGUUUCUAUCACAGUUUAUAUUGCCUAUUUUUACUGGAAAGUGAGCAAAUAUCCGAAAGGGCCAUUUCCACUCCCAUUCAUUGGAAAUAUUUUGCAGAUUCCCUCCGAGAACAUCCAAGAGUACUUAGAUGACUUGUCAAAAACUUAUGGGCCAUGCUUCACAUUAUGGACACCACUCCCUGCAAUCGUUCUAACAGACUACGAACACGUAAAAGAAGCGUUUGUAACACAAGGUGACGCCUUUAUUUACCGUGCUGAUCGACCACCAGAAACUUUGCUCCAGCCUCACCUGAACACAGGAGUCUUGUUUUCGAAUGGAGACAAUUGGAGAUUUCAGAGAAGAACUGCUUUGAAAAUUCUUCGCGACUUUGGUUUAGGCAGAAAUUUGAUGGAAGAACAAGUCAUGAGAUCAGUCCACGAAAUGCUUGCACAACUUGAGCGUAUUGCUGAUAAGAAGAAUGUUGACAUGUUUUGGCCGAUUCAACUUUGUGUUGGAAAUGUCAUCAACGAGAGCCUCUUCAGUUACCAUUACAAAUAUGAGGAUUCUAAGAAGUUUGAGACAUUUGUGAAAGUUCUAGAUAAGCACUUGAAAACCGUACAAGGAAAGACGAUCUUUCUCAUGUCAGCUUUCCCAUGGUUAAAACAUUUCCCAGUAAUUGGAGAGCUAGGAUAUCACAGAAUCAAAAAGAACAUUCAGUCGUAUCAAGAAUUUAUUAAUGAUGAAGUGACCAGCCAGAUCAAACAUUAUGAUGGAGAAAGCGAACCAGAAAACUUUGUGCAUGCAUACAUGCAACAAAUGAAACAAAGUGGAAAUCCAAAUCUUGACAUGAACAACCUAUGUGCAUCAGUUAUCGAUUUCUGGCUGGCUGGAAUGGAAACCACUUCUAACUCUCUCCGCUGGCAUUUGGCAUUCAUGAUGAAAUAUCCAGAAAUUCAAGAUAAAGUCCGGAAGGAAAUACUUGAUAAUGUAGGAACUGCUAGAUUACCAUCAAUGUCAGACAAACCAAAUAUGCCGUACACUCAAGCAGUCAUCCAUGAAGUUCAAAGAUGCUCAAACAUGAUACCAAUUCUUGGGACUCAUACAAACCGAGAUGACAUUCUACUUAAAGGGAAGAAAAUACCAACUGGUACCCUUGUAUUUGCACAAAUUUGGUCAGUUCUGAAAAAUGACCCAGUUUUCGAAGAGAGCUCUAAAUUCAACCCUGAUAGAUAUUUAAUGGCCGAUGGAAAAACAAUAAAUAAGUCUGUAUUAGAACGAACAAUUCCCUUCAGUGUCGGAAAGCGAAAUUGCGUUGGAGAAGGAUUGGCCCGCAUGGAGCUCUUCUUGAUUUUUAGUGCAUUGAUCCAAAAAUACGAGUUCAUUCCAAAAACUAAUAUUGAUGUCAAACCGGUCUGCGGAGCAGUCCUCACCACAAAGCCAUACAUAUGCGAGCUAGUUCCUCAGGCUGCUUAAACCCAACUUCACUUGAACGCUGUAAAUAAACGAUUGAAUUAUU